Pocillopora meandrina is the source of this 11688-nucleotide messenger RNA. The record is from the annotation of a GenBank genome assembly. Lineage: Eukaryota; Metazoa; Cnidaria; Anthozoa; Scleractinia; Pocilloporidae.
AUGGCGGAAACAAAUCUAACCAAAGAUGGAGCACAGACAAAUGCAUUUGAAGAUUUUCGGUGCUCCCCUUUUUUGGCAGGUGGAUUACAACCACAAUCAAUCCAUUUCUCAGCUACAGUUUACAUUAUCCUCUCCAUUACAAUAUUUCUUGGGAAUUCUCUUAUCCUUAUUGCCCUUCACAAGGAAUCUUCCCUUCACCCGCCGUCCAAACUCUUGUAUCGUUGUCUGGCAACGACUGACCUGUUAGUUGGUAUUUUUAGCCAGUCUAUGAUGGCUACUUAUUGCAUGUCCUUGGCUAACGAUAACUGUAGUCUUUGUCGAUACGCAAGCGACGCCACCUUCAUAACAAGCUACACAUUUUGCGGAGUGUCUUUAUUGACGAUGACGGCCAUAAGCGUGGACAGGCUUCUAGCCCUGUUGCUGGGGUUGAGAUACAGACAAACUGUGACUUUGAAACGCACAUAUAUCAUGGUAGCUGCCUUUUGGGUUUUAUCAAGUUUAACUGGUUUGUGCUGUAUUUUAAAUUACCGUAUAGCUUUAUGGCUCGGUCAUAUAAGCAUAUCACUAUUUCUGCUGAUCUCAAUCACCUCGUACACAAAGAUUUUUCGUACUCUCAGUCAUCAUCAGGCUGAAUUACAACAUCAUGUCCAACAACAGCUGAGCCAACCAAAUGCAUUGAACAUGGUGAAAUACAGAAAAGCAGUGUACAGUGCACUAUGGGUGCAGUUUGCAUUAGUUGUUUGUUAUAUACCAUAUUUUAUAAUAGAAACUUUGAUCAGCCAAAGUAACACAUAUUCAUUGCACUUAUUCGUCUUCUGGCGGUUAACGAUAGGCUUAGUUUAAGUUAACUCUACAUUAAAUCCGUUACUUUACUGCUGGAAGAUUAGAGAAGUGAGACAAGCAGUGAAGCAGACAAUAAGACAAACUCUUAGCUGUCUGUGGAGCUAGAUCCUUCUCGGGUUUCACUCCUAUCUAUACUUAAUUGCUUCAUGAUGCUUCUGGAUACUGAACGUUUGUCGGAUCUUUAAUGCAAAGGAAUAUAUGAGAAACUGGAAAAACAUCCUGCCUCACUUAUUAUGGAAGAUAAUUUGCAGGAAAAUUUUCCCGCGAGAGGCAAUGUUUCUAUCCUUCAUGGUCCAGUAACAUAAAACUUUUGUAUCUAUAAAAGGAACUUUUAGAGUUUAUCGACGGAAUAACAUAUCAGUGAGAGAAUUACUUGAUACAAAGAAAUUGACAAAGAGUUAUAUUUAAUGCAACUGUGGGAGGAUAUUGGCUUCUCUUGUGACAUAAUUGAGUAUUGGAAUUGUAAAUGAUUUAAUUUUGGAGGAAUGUGGGCUUCAAUCUUGAAGCGAAAUGUUUCCUUUAUCAUUAAUCAUUUCUUGAACAAGCUUGUUCGGUCAAGAUGUCUGGUUAAUAAUAAUAAUGUUGCAAGAUGCUGCGUUGAAAUGUUGCGUGCGUGUGGCCGGGCCUUGAGAAAAAAGGGUUUGAGUGAUCGUGACCGGCCAGGUGCUUUUGAUAGGAAACAUCUGUCGUUGCAAAUACAGGUAACUAGCGGGUAAAAGGAAACGACCGUAUAUUGAACUGCAUGGCGACAACUAAUUUUAUAGGAGGCUAGGUGUAACACAAACGAACACCAGGUUUGGAAAGUGGCCUUUCAACCUUUCUGGCUAAUGAGUUGCCGGCAUCAACCAGCCAUUUCCUUCUUUGCGGUGUACUUUCUCCUCCCAUCACAGCAUCUCCUGGCAACUCUCUUGUCCUUGUUAUAAACAGUUGUCAACUUGAAUUUGUUAUGUCAUUAGAAAAAUAUCCACAUUGCUUAUGAAUGUUUGAAAAUGUCAUUGAUAAUAACAAACAUUGUGUAAGGGGGUGUAUGGAUUUAAAUAAACACUUUCCUUUUCUUAAUUAAUUCUUUCCAAAACUUCCCAUUUUCCGAGAUUAAACGUAAGACUCCAUCUUCUCCACUCAGCUAAAGGUGAAUUUCUACCCGAGAAGACGACGUUUAAAAUAAUUGUGAAAUACUGAUAGUAUCAAAGAUGUCUGUCUGUACGUUUGACUCUUAAAGCUCAUUUGUUCCUAUUUUGGUCACGUUUCCUAAUGAUCUUUCAUCGAUAGGGAGCUAGUCAAGUGUCCAUAUCAUCUGUAUAAAAUUUUGCAUCAAACCAUUAAAAUGUUAAUGAAUUCUAAUAUUAAAAAGAAGCUUAAAUCUGAGGGGUUCCGGAAAAAAGCAAUCAACUCUUUGGCACAACAGACAAUUUGUUUACGCACUUUGAACAAGCAAACGCUGAUGAGGAAGUCUCUAUGUGUUUACUGAAGGAAGUUUCAGUCAUCGUUGCACAGCCUGGGCUGUUUAAGCGAAAUAUUUCUCGUUGCCAGUUGCCUCAGUACAAGAAAAAGGAAACGAUUACAGAACAAUGUCGACAACAAACUUCACUAGGGGUGGAACACAGACGAAAAAAAUCGUAGAACUGUCAUGCACCCCAUCUUUUGGAGGUGGAUUACAUGAAAUAUUUACUUUUUUCUCAGCAGUGCACAUUCUCCUAUCCAUCACGGCAUUCGUUACGAAUUCUUUCAUCGCUGUUGCCCUUCACAAGGAAUCUUCCCUCCACCGACCGUCCAAACUCUUGUAUUGUUCUCUGGCAACAACUGACCUGUUGGUUGGUCUUGUUGCCCAGCCUCUCUAUGCUACUUAUUGGGUGUCCUUAGUUCAGGAACACUGGAGCCUUUGUCGAUACGCAUUUGACGCAGUCUACAUCAUGGGGCCUGCAUUGUUUUUAGUGUCUUUGAUGACGAUGACGGCUAUAAGCGUGGACAGACUUCUCGCCCUAUUGUUGGGGCUGAGGUACAAACAAAUUGUAACUUUGAAGCGCACAUAUAUCAUUGUAGCUACCAUCUGGAUUUUGGCUAUUGUCUCUUCUUUAUGGGCUAUACUUGAUGACCGUAUAAUUAUUUUGCACCGUCUCAUAACUAUACCACUUUGCCUGCUUAUUUCACUUGCAUCAUACACAAAGAUUUUUCGCACUCUCAGAUAUCAUCAGGUUCAGGCAGAAGAUCCCGUUCAACAACAGCCGAGCCAACUAAAUGUACUGAACAUAGCUCAAUACAGAAAAGCAGUGUAUAGUGCACUGUGGGUGCAGUUAGCAUUAGUUGUUUGUUUUGCACCAUUCUUUAUCGUGGUGACCGCGAUUGCACAUAGUAACAAAACACAUUCAUCGCACUUGGUCAUCCUAUGGGGAAUAGCCGAUGUCUUGGUUUACUUUAACUCGACGUUAAACCCGUUUCUUUACUGCUGGAGGAUAAGUGAAGUAAGACAAGCAAUGAAGCAGACAAUCAGACAAGCACUUUGCUGUCCAUGGAGUUAGACCAUCUCGAGUUUUACCAGAUCGUACUGGUACUUUCAGUUCAAAACUUGUAUUUUUUUCACAUCUUAACAACUAAAGGGAAGGCAAUGGAAAAGCUAACCAUAAAUUUGUAAAAAUAUUUUUAAUGCUACCUCACAUUAUCAUGAUUAGAUCAAUUUAUAAUCUAAGAAAAGAUAUGCGCGCGCAAGAUCAUACUCUCACGUUUGUUAUUAUAAGAAAGUGUAAGGAACAAAAUUGAAGCAAGAACGGUUAGUACAAAGUUCUCUUUCAGGUUCACCGUUUGAAAUUAUAUGCUAACGAGAAAAAAGGAAUAUUGAAUGAAAAAGAAAAAACCAUCGAAUUUUAAAAGAAUGGGUCGUUUUAUAAUCAACUUGUUCCUGGUUAUUUUUCAGUUGUCUCCAAGUGAUUUUGAUUCUAUGUUUACCAUUUCCGAGCGAUUAACUGUCCCAAACUUUCCCCUAUAUUUCUUUCAAGUCGUUUCAUGAAGUUUUAUUGAAUUCAGAAUUGAAAUACAGCGAGAAUAUUUCCAAUUGAUUAUCGGGCCUAGAAAUAGCAGUAUAUCUAAAUAUACUGCUUAUUUCUUUACUUAAAAAGUCGAAAUCGAUUUCCUUUAAUGUAUUGAAAACAGUAAUAUAGCCGAUGUCUUCACGUUUGCCAUGGGAUAUGACUUUAGUGCUAAUUUGUACUUGAAGUAAAUUUUAUUGAUUGAGGUAAACAGCUAAUAGCAGCCAAUUUAAACACAGCGGUCAACACUGCGCAUGCACGUGUUUUGAAAAGAAUACAAGGGGUUUUCAAACGCGUGUAUUACGUGAAGUGAAGAAGGAAAGUUUAGAUUCCUAACUAUUUCAAAUUGAAUGCGUAAUAUAGUUGAAAGAGGGAUUUCCGAGAGAGCUUAAAGCUUGGUCUUAUUUUAUGUUGAGAUAUCUCAACUUGUUUUUAACGCAGACGCCUUGUUCCGGCGAUGAAGGCAAAUUACAGAAGCUUACUUUUACCCUCGCCAGCAUGGCCAAGCUUGCGACUUCAUUUACACCGCUAAGCAAAGUGUGAAAAAAAGCACGAGAGUAUAAACUAGCACAACAUGGGUCAAGUCUAAAACAACAAUGUGUAUAAGUCUAGGCCUUAGAAACUUUCAACUUUCCCAAGAAACAGCAAAAAACUACGCACUACUUAGAUUCUCAAUGUUUAUAAUAGCAAAUCAUUCAUCUAAAAGCGCAUGCGUAAUCAUUUGACCGCUGUGUUGCCCAUUUAUCACUGUUUACGUUAGUUGCUUGUUGUGCACCAAUCUAUAGUGAAACAUAUCAGUCACAGUUAGUCGUUAUAUGGAGAGCAUCAGUUGUCUUACUUUACUUUAACUUGAAUGUCCGUUCUUUACUGCUGGAAAAUUAGUGAAGUAAGACAAACAGUAAAACAGACAAUCAGAGAAGCACUUUGUUGUCCGUAGCGUUACCUCCUCCUCGGUUUGGUUUUGUAAGACUUUCAUUAAGUCACGAUUAUUAUUAGGGAACGCUCGUCAAAAAUAUUAUUGAUUAAGCGGAAGAAAUAAGAAGUUCAGUAGAAUCGUUGUACAUCGAUCUUUUGUCAAUAGUCUUUUUAAAGAGUAAACGCUAGUGAGGGAGUCUGAAGUAAAUGUUGCUGAUGAAGGUAGAAUUGAAGAACUGUGCGGCGAGUUUUGAUAAUUCCUUAGCAUACGUCCAUUGAUUUUGGACCACCACUUAUUAAUUGUUUUCUUCACUUCAGUAUUAUGAUGUAACCGUUGCAAUUAAAGUAGAAUUUUGAAAAUUUCCCUAGAGCAUCACAAAGUUACCUGCCGUUUACACGAGAGCUUUCUUUAUACAAAAACACCUUUAUUAGCUCACUAACAAGACGUAGGAAGAAAGGAUAUUAUAUCACAGGGUCACAUAGGCUAACUUUUCCCCGUAAUUGCUUAGUAUUGUUCUCAGUAAAGGGAGAAUAUUUAUAUUUAAUAAUCGGCCCUUGAAUGACAUCUUAUCUUAAUAUACUGUUUAUUUUAUCAUUUAAAAAAGGUAUUAUUAAUCUAUUUGUUUGUCAAAGAAAUUAACUUUUAGUGCUAAUUUGUACUUAAAUUUAAAUUCACUGAUUCAGAUUAGAAACUUGUCGCAGCACACCCAAACGCGCUAGUGGUUCGAUCGGCUGCAGUCGCUAUUCGGAGGAAUUAAAAUUUCCAGGAUAAAACUCCUGCUCUGCAUUAAAAGAAUUGAAUGAGUUGUUUGUUUGUCUAUCAGCAAUUUUCCCGUCUGAAAAUAAAACAAUGGAUCUAAAGUUAAUAUCUAAAUAUAUAUAUAAAUCCAUUUUCGAAAACGUUGCUAUUUGAAAAAAUAUAUUAAAUAGUCUGUGUAUAUAUUUUCUUUUCUCAUCACAAAGUGUCUCUUUUUGAUGAGCAAAGAAAAUAUAUAUUUCUUUGAUAUAUAUAUAUAUAUAUAUAUAUAUAUUUCAGUUUUGAAAGGUUUUCAAAAACAGGUAUUUACAUAUAUUUAUAGAGCCGAAGGAAAUGCAGUCAUGUAAACGAGGCCUAAAACAAGUCCGAAUCUGUCUUGACAAGCAGGUGUCUUCUUAACAACUUAUUCGUUCCUCAGUGUGCGAUGAAAAGCACGUGGCAGUUUUAGUGAGUUUGAAAUAUGGGUCAGGGUUGGUAAAGACGAAGCCUCUCCUAGAGCAAUUGUAAUUUUUUUAUCGACUGCUGAUAAGCCUUGAGCGCCCAUCCCUUCAUUUUCCAUUUCGAUUAACAAAUUAUCUUGUAACUAAUUGUCAUCUCUAAAGGAGAGUCAUCAACUGUUUAAGAGAAUCGCUGGAACAAAAAUUGAAUAACUUUCCUUUUACAGUUGCAGAAAAUGGUUUGCUGGUUUGACAACUUGAUUUUGUUACUAUUUUGUUAUUAGUUCUAGUAGGAUACGAAACGGAGAGAAAAAAGGCUUCAAAGCGCAAUUAGAUACACAGUUAAUUUCAAAUAUUUUGAAACAAGUUUGUAUGUGUGGCCGCAUACAUUAAUUUUGAAUAGUUGCGUAGUCUACGUAGUACAUUCGGUUGUUGUCACGAAUUCAAUUUGUCUUCUACAACAAUUGACAUCGCCAGCUUGAGCUUUUGCAUUUUUAGCUCUCCGUAGCUGAUAAUUCAAGUCUUAACUUCGCACGAAAGAUAUGGACCCUUAAUUAGCAUCCUAUUAUAAUGGAAUUUGAUACUGAUAAAGAGUGACUCUUUACCGAAUUGUAAAAAACAUUGAAAUAACAGAUGUUUCUAUAUUUGCCUUUAGUUGCUAUUUCAUAACUGAGGAACCCAAAGGUUCCCGAGGAAAAAAAUAUUUUUUUGACCCAAUGGAGAAUUUCCAGUUGCAAUUUAAAUGAGUAAGUCUUUAUGCGACUGUUAGGCAGAAAGUUAGGCUUCAGUAGUCAUUGCUGCCAUUUUUCGUUGCAAGAACAGAGACCCACAAGAAAAGGGAAAAGCCGACGACAGAAUUAUGUUGAUAUUAAAUUUCAGCAGCGGCAGAAGUCACACGAAAUCGUAUGAAGAACUGAUAUGCUCUCCCUCUUUGAUGGGUGGGCAUCAACAACUAUCAAUUUUUUUCUUGGCAGUUUACAUUCUCCUCUCCAUCACAGCAUUUGCUGGGAAUUCUCUCAUCCUUGUUGCCCUUUAUAAAGAAUCUUCCCUACAUCCGCCGUCCAAACUCCUGUAUCGUUGUCUGGCGACCACUGAUCUGUUGGUUGGUCUUGUUGCCCAGCCUCUCUAUGCUACAUAUUGGAUGUCCGUGUUUCAAGAACAUUGGAGCCGUUGUCGAUACGCCAGGGAUGCAGGCUACGUCACAAGCUAUGUAUUGAUUUUAGUGUCUUUGAUGACCAUGACGGCCAUAAGCGUGGACAGACUUCUCGCCCUGUUGUUGGGGCUGAGAUACAAACAAAUUGUAACUUUGAAGCGCACGUAUAUUAUUGUAACUACCUUUUGGGUUUUUAACAUUGUCGCCUCUUUAUGUGGAAUUUUUUAUCCUAGUAUAAUCUAUUUGUACAGCUCCCUAGUUUCACCAUUUUGCCUGGUAAUAUCCUUCGCAUCGUACACAAAGAUUUUUUGCACUCUCAGAAAUCAUCAAGCACAAGUACGAGAUCAACAACAGUCGAGCCAAACAAAUGCACUGAACAUGGCACGAUUCAGAAAGGCAGUGGACAGUGCACUGUGGGUGCAGUUAGCAUUAGUUGUUUGUUAUGCGCCAAUGUAUACAGUGGAAAUUGUGGUCACUUGCACUAACAAAUAUUCAUUACUCUUAGUCAUCGUACGGAAAGUAGCAAUUAUUUUACUUUACUAUAAUUCGACUUUAAACCCGUUCCUAUACUGCUGGAAGAUUAGUGCAGUGAGACAAGCAGUGAAGCGGACACUGAAAGAAGCUCUUUGCUAAAAUAGGUCUUUCUUGAGUUGUUCAUCAGACUUUCAAAGCAGGCUUAUUAAGUCACGAUUAUUAUUAGAGAGCAGUCGUUAAAUAAGUUAUUGGAUAAAACCAAAUAAGUGGCUCAACGAAACAGUUGCGCAAGCUGUUAUCGAUAGUCUUUAUAUCUCCGUGAACAAUUUAACGACGGACUAAGUAGCCCCAGCUAUGUGUUUUCAAAAAUAAGGUUUCUUGUCGCUGUGCUAAAAGACAAGAUGUCAUAACGCAAGAAAAUAUAUGCAAACAUUUUACUGUCGAGUUUUCUACUCUUAGCAAUAAGAAGGCAUCAGAUAAAACUUCAAAGAGUAGUUUGAGAGAUGUGUUUGAGGCCGAUGUUGUGUGUUACGAGAAAACUAUUUCAAAUAGUUUUCCUAUAAUUAAAAAAAGGCGCUUGGCGUUGAUGUUGACGCCAUAUUGUCAAAAGAGACGGUCCAGCUUCAGUCUUGAAUUUGUUUUGUAAUCAGAAAAAUAUCCGUAGAGCUCAUGAGGAGAAGUCUGAGUAAAUGGAAUAAAAUUGACCAUCUCUGUUUGUCACAGAAUUUUUUUACAAAUCGAUUGAUGUUCUGAAAUUAUGUUGGCAACAGCGAAAAACAAGUUUCGCAUCAUUUGUAUAGAGGUCACCAUAUGUCCAGUUUGUCGCUUAUGUAUCUUUAGGUUGUCUCUGAGUUUCACGGAUUUUAUUUCCUCCAUUUCCAAGUGAUUAACCGCUGUCCCUAAGUUCCACAAUUUUUUUUAUUGAGUCGUUUUAAAGGCUUUGUAUAAGCUCAGACUUUGCUUCAAUAUCAUAUCAUCUAAUUAUCGCCCUAAAAACGACAUGUUUAUUUCACCCAUUAAAGAAGUGACAAAAUAGAUCUUUUAAGACUUAGGAGGCCCAUAUCGUAUUGUAAAACAAAAAAUAUACCCCAUGUCUUUGCGUUUCUCUAGGGAAUUCACUUGCAGUGCUAAUUUGAAAUUAAACUGAAACUUUAGUUACUGAAAUCAACAGCUGGUUGCGAUGAACAUGUUCUUGUUUAUCAAGGUAUUGAAUUACCAUAGAGGAUCAGAGAGAAAGUUCCCUAUGAAAGAACUCUUGUUAAAGGAGGGAUUGACGCAUCUUCAGCGAUUAAGUCUUUAGUCUGAUUUUUCUGUAAGCCAAUCCUCCGUUGGUAAAUGAAAUGACUAGUUGAAGCCGGAAUAAAAUAUUGAAUCUAUAGAGAGUAAUUAUUUUGCAAAAACGAAUUUUUUCCAAGCUAAAACGAGGCGGCGUGUCUGUGGUGGUUAACUGAUUUUUCCUAAUCUUUGACAGGGUAUGUUUAACAAUUGCUUCGUUCGUCACUGUGCGCUCAUUAAAUAUACGAUAAACGCAGGAAGUUUGGAGAGCUUGAAAGAUACGCGGGAGUUACUUAACACGCAACCGAGAGUGAUCGUAGGUUCAUAAAUAAUAAAUGCUGUUUAUGUAGGUUUAACAAGGUGUAGUUUUUAACUCGACUUCGUCACGGGAAUUAUUCAACAAUAAUAUUAUUUACUUCAUCUUCGGCAGAUAAUUGUUACAUAUUUUUACCGAGUGUUGAUAGUUUUUAAGUAUCCAUUCCUUCAUUUUCCUUCUCGAUCAAUAGAUUAUCAUGUUCACUUUAGCACAGUCAUAUAACUCUGGUAAUUGGAGGAGAAUUGCCAAUCGCUCAGGGGAAUUACGACAUGAAGAAUUCAGUCACUGCUGUAUACAAGAAAGCUUUGACAGAGAAAAAUUUGGGCGAACUUUGUGGUAUAAUUUUUGCAGGACAAUCACUUUAAAAUUUUUUUGCGAAAGGAGGAGAACAAAUAGAAAAUGUAAAUGAAACAGCAAAAAAUUGUUUAAAAAAGUAAUUUCCUGCUUUUCUUCUGUUUUGUUUCUCGUUUUGUCGGUACCUGAUGGAACUCUGGGAUUAAAAUGAUACCGAGCGCGUAGGGUCAUCAUUUUCUCCGCCUCCUCUAUUUUCCGUUAGCGCCCAUUUCUCUUAUCUUGUUGACCAAAGGGAUGAAGAAAGGAAAUUACAUCAUGGGGCGAAAUAAGCAAAAUAGGUAAAACAGUUUUGGUUAAAAAAAAUCAUCAUAACUUUCCUGACGAAAGUGAAAAAGCUGGUAGAGAACGAGUUUGGAAAAUCGACGGCGCGCGGCAUAACAUCUUGGUACGGUUUUGUUAUUAAUAUCAGUCUGGGGACGAAAAACGGAAAGGGAAAACCUAUCAUUACAAAUUGAUUCAAACAUUUAAAAAUACGUUUACAUCUGUGACCAAAAUUUAAAUUUGAAUUGUUUGAUGCAUUCGCAGAUUGUCUCAAAUUGCACUUUUCAAAGACCAAAUAAAAUCACCAGCUUGAAAUUUUUAUUUCUAAUUUUUCAUGGGUACUAAUGAUACAAGUCUGAACUUCAUACGAAUAAUAUGGACACCAGGUUAGCACCCUAUCAGUAAAUGUUGAUCUAGAUAAAAGGAGAUUGUUCGUCGUUCUUUUAAAAGAACUAUACCACAGAUGUCUCUCCAUUUUCUACUUGUUGCCAUUUCAUACCUGAGACACUUCAAAGGUUCAAUUUUUGGACACAACAAAAACUUUUCUGACGUAUUUUAAACGAGUAAACACUGAUGAAGAAUUCUCAGUGUGUAUAAAUAUCAUUAAUUGAAGUAUGAGGUGUAAUUGAUCGUGGCUGGAUGUGGGCUGUUUAGACGACAUAUUACUCGUUGCAAUCUUAGAUAACCUACAGCAAAUUUCAGAAGAGUUGGAAACAGAUGAAAACAAUUGAAGAACUGCUAUGCUCUCCUCGAUGUUGGUUGGGCUUCAACCAGAAUCAGUUUCAUACCUGAGGCAUCCCACAGCUGCAAAUUUCUGACGCAUUUUAAAUGAUUAAACGCGAGGGAGGAAGUCUUUAUGAAAGGUUUCAGUUAUCAUAGUUCGGUGUGUCCUGUUUAGACGAAAUAUUUCUCGUUGCAAGAACAGAGGAAACGAAUGCAGAAUUAUGUCGACAACAAAUUUCACCAGAGGUGGAACAAAGACAAAAACAUUUGAAGAACUGGUAUGCUCCCCCUCUUUGAUCAUGGAUGGGCUUCAAUCAGCAUCAGUUUCUUUCGCAGCAGUCAACAUUUUUCUCGCCGUCACAGCAUUUCAAGUUGGUAAUUCUCUCAUCCUUGUUGCCCUUCACAAAGAAUCUUCCCUUCAUCCGCCUUCCAAACUCUUGUUACGCUGUCUGGCAACAACUGACCUGUUGGUUGGUCUUGUUGCUCAGCCUCUCCAUGUUAUUACAUUGAUGUCCGCGGUUCACGAACACUGGAGCCUUUGUGAUCACGCAAGAGAAGCAUCUUACAUCACAGGCGUAGCAUUAUGUGGAGUUUCUUUGCUGACGAUGGCGGUAAUAAGCGUGGACAGGCUUCUUGCCCUGUUGUUGGGGCUGAGAUACAAAGAGAUUGUAACUUUGAAGCGUAUUUAUAUCACUAUAGCUAGCUUUUGGGUUUUAUGUCUUGUUGCCUCUUUAUGCAUCAUUUUCGAUCAGCGUAUAACCAAUUUGUUUAUCUUGAUAUCGGUACCACUUUCGCUGCUUAUUUCACUCGCCUCGUACACAAAGAUUUUUCGCACUCUUAGACAUCAUCAGGCACAAGUACAACAACAGCCGAGCCAACCAAAUGCACUGAACAUGGCGCGAUACAGAAAAGCAGUGCACAGUGCACUGUGGGUACAGUCAGUCUUAGUUAUUUGUUAUACACCAUGCCCUUUUGUGGUAUUUGUAAUCACUUCUAGUACAACAUAUUCAUCAACCUCAGUCGUCGCAAGGGAAAUAGCAGCUAUCCUUAUUUACUUUAACUCGACGUUAAACCCGUUUCUUUACUGCUGGAAGAUUAGUGAGGUGAGACGAGCAAUGAAGCAGACAAUCAGACAAGCACUUUGCUGUCCAUGGAGUUAG